AACGAAAGCGAGGGAUCAAAUGGCUUUCAAUAACUUCAACAUUCCAGCUUCAGGGCAAAUGAUUCCAUCUCAGAAUCAAGGUAACUUCAAUCAGAUGGCAGCACCAGCUCAACAGAUGGGAGGUUUUCAACCCAGCCAACCCCAUGGUGUUCAGGGUUUUGGUUCUCAUCAAGGCCAGAGGUUUUCUGGUCCUCCUCCUGGAUAUCAGAUGGGGUUACCCAUGGGAUCUCAAAUGAGUCAACAUAUGGGUCCUCAAAUGAACUCACACAUAAGGCCUCAAAUGGGACCCCAAAUAGGACCUCAGGUGGGAUCUCAAAUGGGACCUCAAAUGGUAAAUGUACCUCAGAGUGGUAUUCAAAUUGGAGGAUUUCCAUCAAAUGUGCAGCUGGGUCACCAGUUUCCAAAGCAGCAACAAAUGAGGAUGGAUCAGCAAAGAAAACAAGCUGAAGAAAAUGCUAAGAAACAACAGGAACUAAUCAAGAAAAAGCAAUUUGAGGCUCAACAGCUAAAACGUCAGGAGUCUUUUACUACUAAAAGGUUGUCAAACCCAGAUGCUUUAAACAGCUUGUUUGGUAAAAACAAAAAUAGUGGAAGUUCAUCAAUUGCUGAUUUAAUUGGGCCCCUUGGCAAGGAGUCAGAAUCUAAGACACAAUCAAAAAAACCAUCCAGUAUAUUUUCCCGACCUGGUAGCAGUGCCACAGGUCAGUCUUCAAUUCCCAACCAAGGCCAGUGGGGUUCAGGAUUUAUGACUUCAGGAAAUGUGAAUCCUCAGGGGAGUCAAGCAAGUAGCAUGGAUGACUUUGGGGACUUUUCACAAGGACCGUCUUUUCCAUCUCAGGGGGGUGGCAGUAAUGCAGAAUUCAGUGACUUUCAGGGAGCAGCUCAACCGGUAGCACAGGGUAGAGGUACUUCCUUUCCUGCUAUGGGAUCAGGUGCACCAGCCCCUCCUAAUAUGAGUGGCAAUGUGAAUGUUUUUUCUCAAACUCAGUCACUCCAUGGUGCUAUUAGAGAACCAUCCGGGAACAUUUUUUCUUCCAAUUCUGCAACUGAAACUCAGCACAACAGUUUUCCACCAGCACAAAAUAUGGCGACACCUUUAUCUAUGCAUGGAAUGCUAACAGCAGCUGUUGGUGCUCCAUUUGCAACUUCAUGGGUAGGACCAUCCAAUGUUGCUAAAGGGAGCCAAAUGCCUCACUUUGGGGCAGAUUCUAACAUACAUGGUGCAUCUACUCAAGGAGGUCAUAUGACCCAGCUUGUGGGGAAUAGUGCACCAGAGAUGUUUUCCAAUGUUGCCAGGAACACACCAAGUGGAGGAACAAUGCCUCAAACAGACACACCUCAUAAUCAAAUUGGCAUAGGAAAUCAGCAAGGUAGUCACUUAAUGAGAAAUUUAGCCCUGGGUGGUAGUAUUAAACCACAAUCUACUAUGGGCCAAUAUCGGGAUGAAACUGGAUCACAGCCCUCCAAUCCUGGUGCAGAGCCUAAAUUGCAGCGACAUUCAACAGAAUCUACCCAGGAACCAGCUCCUGAAGCUGAAGACACAGCUGAAAGGAAACUAGAGCUGUUGUAUGGUGUAAGUCUUCCUGAGUGGUGUGUUCAUGGCACAGACCUACCAGGAAUUUAUAAGCAGAUAGCAGAGAAAACAAGCAAUGCAUGUGAUGACCUCAUUGACACUAAUGGUUUGUUUCCCAUUCUCAUGGCUUCUGAUCUUCCCCGUGACCAGCUAGGUCACAUUUGGAACCAGGCUAAUAGAGCAGUUCCAGGUCAGCUCAACAUGUUGGAACUGAGGAUUGUGUUAGGAUUGGUUGCUCUGGGUCAGGCUGGUUUGAAAACAGAACGUCUCACUCUUGAGAAGUUGGCUACUUGCAAGGCUGCUCCUAUUCCAUCCAUUCCUGAGGACGUUUUACAGAAUAAGGGGCGAGGCUGGAGUUUCUCAGAGUCAUUACAUGAAGAGUCCAAAGAUAGUGGAUCUUUAGAAGAAAAUAUAUCGAUGGGACAUCUUUGUAGUGCCUCCAGUAGUCAGACCAUUGACCCAAAUGAUAAGUAUAGUGUAUUUAAAGCUGUUUCUCAACCUGAUACGAGUAACACUGCAGCAUUACCUUCAAUGGAGUCCAAAGAAAGAUUUGGGGUAUUUCAAUCUUCCGAAUCACCUGCUGUUAAUGUUAAGCUUCAAGGUGGUGGAGUACCUCUAUUUCAAGGUGUUCUUGGCUGGAACUCUGGAGAAAAAUUUCCAAAGGAUGAUGAGUUUGGUGAUUUCCAAGGCCAGGCUCACCAGAAUAACAGUCUAAAACAGAAUGACUUUGGAGAAUUCAAUAGCAAACCAACUUUACUUAGCAUGACAACUGAGUUGAACAAAAACUCCAGCCAAUCAAAAGAAGAUGAUUUUGGUAGUUUCCAGACAGGAAGUAGUCAAACAAGUCUAGGUUUCAAUGAUGCUUCAAUGCUUACUCCAAAGUCCAUGGAGGAGGAUUUUGGUGAUUUCCAGACUGGGAAGCAAUCUGAGAUUUUUGGUACUUGGCAAGAAUCAAAACAGCAAGACCAGCAACAAACUGCUGUUCAAGAAUUUAAGAAUUGCAAAGGUAGUGGAAACCUUGACAGUGAGGUUAAGACAUGUGAAGUGAAGGAAGUUAAAUUACUUCCCACAGCAGCUCUCAGUGAGUCCUCUGAGUCUACACUAAGUAAUGAUGACAACAGCCUGACUGGAAUGGAUGACUCUGGUAACUUUCAACCCUGUCCAGGACUGUUUUCUAAUAAAACUGGCAUAAGCUCUGGUCAUCAUGGUGCUAAUAAGCUUACAUCAUCGCUGGAGAAGUUUAAACUCUCCAUUAAUUCUCAGGUAUCUAGUGUUGGAGGUGUCAAAAGUCACAGCUUGCCAGGAUUUGAAGAUGGAGGAAGAAAAUUAACUGAAAGAAGAGAACAGGUGGAUAAUACCAAACAGGAGUCCAAAGGAAACCAGAGUAGUUUUGUAGGUUUUCCAUUGUUGGUUAAUGACCCUCCUAAAACUACCAGUUUGACUGACAAACCUGAGGACAGAUAUGGUGCUAUUAGAGAUGCUGAUUUCAGCUCUGGAGAAGGAAUUUUCAGUGUUCAGCAGCCAGGAGUAGUAGAAGCUGCAUCAGAAGAUGAUGGAUUUGCUGAUUUUGGGGGCUUUGAAGUAGCUGACCAAUUUAAGUCUGGGAACAAUGAUGACUUUGGAGAAUUCAAAUCUACAAACACUUCACAGAGUCAGUCCUUUGGUGUGUUUGACAACUCUCAGCUGGGUCAACAACCAAAAACAGCUUCUAUUGAAAAUCAUAAUCAGGAUUUUGGUAGUUUUAAUUCAUUUGGCAACACAAAUCUGACUAAACCUACACCUCACAAAGAUGAUCAAGAUGAAUUUGGGGCUUUUGGGUCAUUUGUUACUGGUGUAUCGCGUGAAAGCAGCAGCAGACCACGUUCCACUUCUAAUAGUGACUCACUCAUUAACUCAGUGUCACUGGAGCCUACAGAACGUUAUAAGGUCCUCUCACAUGACUCUGGGGAUGUGGAUCAACAUGCAAAUGCAUGGAGCCGUUGUCUUAACAGCUGCCUUUUAACCUUGGCAACAGCUACAUUGUCAAUUCAGAAAAUGGUUGAGCAGUCUGUGAAGGAGGAAGUCCUUGAGUCCAAAGAAGGAGCCACAUAUUUUUCAGCCAUAGUUGAAAUUUACAGAGUUACCCUAAGGAUAAAUGCAUCAGUAACUAAAUCAGCACCAAAUAACACGAAGCUGAGAGAUAUCCACCAAGAGAUUGAGAGCACAUGGAAAAACAUUGCAAACUUUCUUUCUGGCUCCACCCUUUUGCCACCAAGGAGUAGUCUAGAUUUCUCAACCCAUCAUGUUUCAGUUAGUGAAGAUGGACGCUCAGCUUGUGGAAUUUGUCUGUUAAAUGUUGACAAGGGUUUACAAGAUUCAUCCAAACACAGCAAUGGAAAGCUCACAUAUGGAGGCCGACAGUAUCAUUGCACAUGUGCAAACUUUUGGUGUAAUAGAGUGGAUUCUGUUCUCCCUGCUCUGUUGCCAAUUAACAGUUUGAUAUGACCAGCUGUUAUAACUGACCAGGAAUGACAACAAUAUUCAGUAUUAAUACACAAUCAUGAUUCUGUGAUACUAGAAUAAUACUCUUUAGAAAGCUGAAUAAAUGACUGGAAAAGUGCAUGAAUCCUCAACAGUUAAUCCAACAAGACUGGUUGUUGGGGAGAAAAACUGCUUGUGAUAGAAAUAAGAAUAUUCAGAUAGAAAGUAGCAAUUGGUAAAAGGCAGACUGACAAAUGAAACAGAAUGGAGUAAUACAACAUAUAUUUAGGUAAGGUUGAUAGAGAAUACAGAAAUGCAUGUAUCUUUCAUCUGCAUUUGAAUCCUAAUUUAUUAGAAAGAUGUGGUAAAUAUGUUUGUUGGUUGUUGGGUUUUUGUAAUUAAUCUUUUAGUAACUAGAGUUUAACUCCAGAGUUUUCCAGAAAAGAGAAUCUUUUUUUUUUUCCAAUAAAUACGGUCAGCAUAUUGUUGUCAAAAAGGUCAUGGUUAUUCAAUUACUUGAAAUUGAAUAAUGAUUGUGAUAGUAAUAAAAUACUCUUGGCCCCCUCUCAA
Stylophora pistillata is the source of this 4603-nucleotide messenger RNA. RefSeq lists its product as uncharacterized. Gene Ontology annotation, molecular function: protein binding. Gene Ontology annotation, cellular component: clathrin coat of trans-Golgi network vesicle. The record is from RefSeq and is a predicted model, not a curated record. Lineage: Eukaryota; Metazoa; Cnidaria; Anthozoa; Scleractinia; Pocilloporidae.